AAGAACUCAACAAUACGGCAUUCACUCAAAACGCUCUUUCCUUAAUUCCUUAAACCCUUUCUCCAUCUAUUACAAUGCAUGUGACUCAUUUCUCAAAGGUUUAACAAAAACACACUAAAACCCCAUUCAUUCAUCUCCAAAAAAUCUCACUUUCUUCUCUCUCUAUCUCUCGCUUUUCUCUUUUUCUUUGUGAACUCAAUACUAACCAUGGCGGCUAUCCAGGAAUCACGGAAGGAUCAACCCAAAACGGCACCGUUUCAACCAGCGCCGCCUUUUGUUGAUUCCUACGCCAAAGAUGCAAUGCUUGCUUGGUUUCACGGCGAGUUCGCCGCCGCCAACGCGAUCAUUGAUGCUCUCUGUGGUCACCUUGCGCAGAUUGCUCCAUCCUCCAACGAUUACGAUUCAGCUUUUACGGCCGUACACCGGCGGCGGUUCAACUGGAUCCCUGUUAUUCAGAUGCAGAAGUAUCAUUCUAUUGCUGAUGUGACUCUCGAGCUUCAUAAGGUUGUUGAGAACAAAACUGAAUCGGUUGAAGGAGUGAAGAAGAUCGAUGAGGAAGUGGUGGAAAGUGUCAGAAAUGGCGGCGUUGAUGAUCCGGCGGAGGUGACGGUGGAAGAUGAUUCGCUGGUCAGUGAGAUCACUGAUUCGGGAUCUCAGGAAGUGCAACAUAGUUUUAUGAACAACAGUAUAUGUUCAAAUCAUGAAGAAUGUGAAGGACGUCAUUUGCAGUUAAGGUGCAUAAAAAAUUUCACAGCAAAGGAGUUUGUGAAAGGGCAUCCGGUGAAUGCUGUGAAAGGAUUGAGGUUGUAUGAGGACGUUUUUUCUGAAUCACAACUCUGCAAGCUGACUGAUUUUGUGAAAGAGAUCCAUGCUGCUGGCCAGAAUGGGGAACUUCCAGGUGAAACUUUUAUACUAUAUAACAAACAGGUGAAGGGGAACAAGAGAGAGAUGAUUCAGUUAGGUGUUCCCCUAUUUGGGCAGAUAAAAGACAAUACCAAAAGCAAUAUUGAGCCAAUUCCACCUCUUCUCGAAGGUGUCAUUGAUCACCUAAUUCAGUGGCAAAUAAUUUGGGAUAACAAAAGGCCAAAUGGUUGCAUCAUCAACUUCUUUGAUGAGGGGGAGUUUUCUCAGCCAUUCUUCAAACCACCACAUGUGGAUCAACCUCUAUCUACCCUUCUUCUCUCAGAAUCUACAAUGGCUUUUGGGCGUAUUCUUAUGAGUGAAAAUGAUGGGAAUUACAAAGGUCCACUCAUGCUCUCUUUGAAGCAAGGGUCUCUUUUAGUGAUGAAAGGAAACAGUGCUGACAUGGCAAGCCAUGUGAUGCGUCCAUCCACUAACAAGAGGGUGAGCAUCACCUUCUUUAGAGUGAGAGGAGACAACUAUCAAGGCCAAUCAACAAGUCCUCCAACGACAACGUCUGCAAUGACUCUUUGGCAACCCAGCACUCCCAGUCCACUUGCUUUGCCAAAUGGAUCACUAAGUUGCUAUGAGGCUAUGGACAUGAUGCCCAAAUGGGGGUUAUUUGGUGCUCCAGUGGUCAUGCUAACUCCUAUGCACCCUAUGACAAUGAAUCCCAGUAACCUUCCUUGUGGCGGGACUGGAGUUUUCCUGCCUUGGAAGGGGCAACCAAAAAAACAGCCAAGGUAUCUUCCACCGCGUGCCCAUAAAGGACGGGUUAUGGCAUUACCUUCCCAUGUUGAGUCACACAAGGAAGACUCUACUACUGAACCCACAAUUACUGUUGAGCUAUGAUUUCAGACUCAGAGCAGCCUUGCGUUUAGAGGAAUCUGAAUCAAGUAAGGGGCUUUCAGAACUCAGUUAUGUGCUCUGCGGUAAUCUAUUUUGUUGUACAAACGUGCCCAGGUGCUGCCAGAACAGUUCCUUUCAUCCAUUUCACAUUUUUCCUUGUAGUUGCUUUUAGAUAACAUAGACUCGAGUGUUCACAAAUAGUUUAUUUUGGGUUCCGAUCAGCUUAUAGGAUCUGGAGAGGUUAGCUUCCUAGUUUGGCAAAUGUGAAUUAACAUCAAAGGGUAGAAUUUUGUAUGAAUGGAUUGGUUAUUUAUAUUUUUAUUUUAUAAACUCGUGGUUACAGCAUUUACUUGUGGUUAUAUGUGAGGAUUGGUUUGAUGGAAUAUUGUGAUUAUUAUUAUUUUAUAAACUUUCUUUUGAAGAA
Medicago truncatula (barrel medic) is the source of this 2173-nucleotide messenger RNA. Its product is annotated as RNA demethylase ALKBH10B. The transcript has 7 exons. Gene Ontology annotation, molecular function: demethylase activity; mRNA binding. The record is from RefSeq and is a predicted model, not a curated record. Bases 208 to 1752 code for a protein of 514 amino acids. Lineage: Eukaryota; Viridiplantae; Streptophyta; Magnoliopsida; Fabales; Fabaceae. Gene Ontology annotation, biological process: mRNA catabolic process.